AAGCACCAGCCAGGACAGCAUCGAGUUGGUGGCCAUUCGUCAGCAUUCGUGGAGCAACAGCAAUAAUCUGUUGACUGCUGCUGCUGCUCUUGCUGCGCCUCGUGUCGUCAGGCAUAAACGAGCCUCUUUGUCUCUGCCAGUUGUAGCAGCGCCACCAUCAUCAUCGACCUCUGGCCCAGAGGAGGAGAAAAUUGCGUCUUUGGAAAAGAACAAGCAUCCGGGACCGGGGAGGAGAAUCCGUAGCAGCACGACUAGUUUGGCGUGCUCGACAGUUUCGACGACCGAUUCCCUGGGCAAGGGAAUGACCCCGGCUGAGCGCCAGAACAAGGCCGACCAAGUCUGGAGAGGCUACUGGUGACAAACGAAGAACGAGUUCAAGAUGGCAUCCAGAAUCCCCUUGACCAAGCAGCAAAAAUGGAGGGGCGGCGUCUGGGCCGUGGCCUUUGCCGCCGUCAUCAUGGUCGGAACCCUGACCGGUGCCCAGCUCAAAUCAGACAAGCAGAAGGAGGAAGCUAUCCGGGAGUUUCGCCAGAUUACUCCCUCUGAGCAAAUCGCCAUGCUCGAGAGGCAGCGAUCUACGCUUGUAGAGCAGCAAACUGCUAUGCAAAGGAAGCUGGACGUGUUCAAGGAGCGCGCCCAGGAGAGACGGCAGGAGAAAGAGAAUGCCAAGAAGGUCUAGCAUUGCUGCUUGAUUGCUCUUGCUCUUUCUCGAGACGAGAGAA
Molecule: messenger RNA, 722 nt
Organism: Trichoderma atroviride IMI 206040
Lineage: Eukaryota; Fungi; Ascomycota; Sordariomycetes; Hypocreales; Hypocreaceae
Source: RefSeq, a predicted model, not a curated record